CACUCAAUACCACAUUGAUUAUUUUCAAGGAGUGGUAGUGAUUUAUAAGGCCAACUUAACCAUAUUAAUUAAAUUGGUGUAGGUUGGGCCUAAAUAAUGGUAUUUUGGGCUUCAUACCAUGUCAAGCGUUGACACCCUUCAACAUCAACCACCCAAGUGGGCACCCCACCAUACUUAGCCUAAUUUUCGAUCUACCAGUCGCCUACCUACCUUGCGGGUAAUUACCCCUAGACAUGAUGGGUCGAAGAAAGCCAAAAUUUGGCUAAGUGUUGAGACCCACAGCACAAGGGGGGUCAUGCAUGACACCAUCCAAGGGGUUCAAGCACAAGGGGGGUCAUGCAUCAUAUCAUCCCAGGGUAUGACGAGACACGAGCUAGCUGUGGUAGCAAAGAGGGCCAAAAUUUGGAUAAGUGUUGAGACCCACAGCACAAGAGGGGUCAUGCAUGACACCAUCCAAGGGUGUCAAGCACAAAGGGGGUCAAGCAUGACACCGUGCAAGGAAGCCAAAAUUUGGCUAAGUGUUGAGACCCACAGCACAAGGGGGGUCAAGCAUGACACCGUGCAAGGAAGCCAAAAUUUGGCUAAGUGUUGAGACCCACAGCACAAGGGGGGUCAAGCAUGACACCGUGCAAGGGGGGUCAAGCAUGAUACCAUCGAAGGGGGUAUAGCCGCCUACCAGGUAUCAAAGCGUGUGGCAAGGGGAGAAGGGCAACGCAAGUCACUAGACCAUGAUGGGGAAGAAAGCCAAAAUUUGGCUAAGUGUUGAGACCCGCAGUACAAGGGGGGUCAUGCAUGACACCAUCCAAGGGGGUCAAGCACAAAGGGGGUCAAGCAUGACACCGUGCAAGGAAGGCGAAAAUUGGCUAAGUGUUGAGACCCAUAUCACAAGGGGGGUCAUGCAUGACGUCGUCCAAAGGGGUCCUAGCACUAGGGUGUCAAGCUUGGCAGCCAAGCAAGGCGACAAGGCUCAAUACCAACCCGAUCCAGCAUCGAGGCCAUCAAGCACCCACCAACCCCAAGACGGGCCAAGGAGCUCAAAGGCAAUGGAGGUGAAGACCAAGACAACGGUUACCAAGGUGGUUAUCAAGGUGAUUACCAAGGCAGUUACUUCUAGUGGCUAUAAAUAGGAGAAGCGAAAACGGGAAAAGGGUUCCACAACCAAUCAUUUGACACACUAUGUCAAAAUUUAUCUUUUCCCUGCAAAUCAGCUUUUAGUUUUCGGAGCUCUCACUGAACCUCCAUAGGAGUAGAGUAACGUAGCUUGUUCCCAAAAAACCAUCAAAACAUCAAACACCCUCGUUCGAACAUUGUUCGGAGAGGAGUGAACCGUGUUUAGAAUCGUUGUUCAAGAGGUCAAAGGUGCAAAUCAUUUAAUUCAAACACCAAUUUUUCCUCGCCGGAAAACAAGAUCGAUUUUCUCAUAAGCGGAUAGUCGCGUUGGCUUAUUAAUCACAAUGUUGAGACAUCUCAUGAGCUCAAAACAAGAGAGUUCACGAGUGAGCUAAACAAGCCACUUAGUUGAGCUGGCUUACGAGCCUCACGAGUUGAACGAGGCUUUAUUAAAGCUCGCCUUGUUAAUAGACGAGUCAAGUUUUUUCUCAAUCGUACGAGCUUAUAUCGAUUCGAAUAUCGAGAUGCCUCUGAACAGCUUGGCUCAAUAACAACCCUAACUGCAAUGUAGUUAAAAUGAGUUUUUACGUAGAAACGUUUGGGCGAUCUAGAAGCGUAAAAUCGUAAGUUUUUAAGUUUUAAGGCGAGUUUUUAACUACAUAAGUUAUAAAAAUGGAGAUUUUGUGUAGAAUCGUUUUAGUGACCUAGAAACGUAAAAUCGUAAGUUUUUAAGUUUUAAAGCGCGAUUUUGACUACAUUGCCUAACUGGUAGGGAUUCAACUGGUGGGGUCAAGCCAGUGGGUCGGUCCACAUCAAUAAACACAUUGUUUUCUAAAAAUUACAUUUUGGUACCCAAACCUUGUUUUCUUACAAUUUAGUAGCUAAACUUUAUUUUUUGCAAAAAAGUCCAAAAAAUUUGAUAGUAAAAUUACUUUUUAGUACCUUUAUUUUUAACUUGCAUUAUAGUACCUAAACUUUUAAAACUUUACAAACAGGCCCAAUGUGUUGUAUGAGAAAUUUCAUAUCACUAGUUAUUGUUAUGAGUCAUAGGACUAGAAAACGAACCGACCCUCCUCGAGCCUUAUAAGGCCAAAAGAUGACUCGACCCUAAAGUAACCCGGUAGACAAACUAACUCAGCACGACCUUAGGGUCUGCCCAAACAGGUCGGGUCAGUAGGUAUCUAGGGCUAGACUUACAACCCUACUUAAAACCCCCUUUUGGCCUUUUAGCCUUGGGUUUAACUCAUGGUUAAAGCCAAAUUUUGUGGACUAAAAGUCUAUUUUUGACCUUUUAGACUAUGGAUUAUAAACAACCUAUUGGCCUUCUCGAUUUUUGUUAAUAAAAAAUAAAAACCGAUAAAGCUAUUAAUCAUUAUGAUUUUAGUUUUGACAAAUGAUUUGUUGUUUCUAUUUUCAAUCGAUCAAUGAAUUGCAAUCGAUGCCAUAUGUGAAAUUCAGAAUAAGAAAGCGUUGCAAAAUAACUAUAGAUCUCGACGUAGAAAGGGCUCACUCUGACGUAGUAGCAAUCGACGGGGCAUUUUGGUGAGGAGUAGGAUCAUCAACAUCGAUGGAUGGGGAGAUGAGUUUUUAUUAGUGAGGUGAAAGGAUGGGUUGGAGCAGGUGAUGCAUGAAUGCCGUAAUGAAGUUGAACUUGAAUC
This is a messenger RNA of Linum trigynum, 2768 nucleotides long. The record is from the annotation of a GenBank genome assembly. Lineage: Eukaryota; Viridiplantae; Streptophyta; Magnoliopsida; Malpighiales; Linaceae.